AUGCCAAGUAGUUUCCGUAGUCAAGAAAUAAACAAAUUAGACUCGGAUUUAUUUUUUGAGGGAAAUUGGCAAGGGUUGAGGUCAUUAGCGGUCUACCAGAAGGCAAGAUCAGAGGCAUUUGCUGAAGAGGACAUUCAUCCUGACCCACUUUUGGAUGUCCUCUUAAGAUCUUUGAAAGAAAAUGAAGAAAACAGAUACAUUCAUUUUCCAAAUUGCAAAACACUUGUAUACCUGUAUUCCAAAGAUCAAAUAAAAACUUUGGUAAAAAAAGGGCAGAAAUUGGAUGCAUUUUUCGAUGCUACUGGUUCUGUAGUCAGAUCAACUGGUUACGAUCGCGGAAAUCGAAUUUUGUAUUAUUCUUUGGUUGUCAAUGUAGACGGUAUCAUAACUCCCAUUGCAGAACUUGUAACAUCUAACCACAAUUCUGCAACACUCACUUCAUUCAAUUUACAUUUUAAACAUUUUGUACGAGUGUAUUGCCAUAAGAAAUGGCCCAUUUUCAAUGUGAUUGUAACUGAUUGGAGUUUUCCAUUAAUGACCUCAGUCUGUCAAGGUUUCAACGAUGUCACUUUGUACACAUACCUACAGUUAUCGUAUAAAUUUGUUACAGAUAAGGAUGAUGCUAGGUUUUUCAAUUUAAUAAAAUUGAAAUUAUGUUGUUCGCACUUUAUUAAAAUGAUGUGUAAUAAACUUUCACAACUUAAACAGGACCGAAAGAUCAAGGAUAGCAUUGUAAGUGCUAUAGCAAGUCUUGUUUUAUGUACUUCAUUCGAGAAAUUAUUGUCGUAUUUCAAUCAUGUAGCGGUCCUUCUUUUAAGCCCAAUGUUCGAUGAAGACGUAGACAAUGCCAUAGAUGCUCUUGCAAAUCCUUCCACAACAGCACAAGAUUUACUCAGUCUUCGCGAAGAAAGCAGUUCCAACAUUCUAGAUAUCGAUUUUGAGGAAGAUAUAGUUCGAGGGCAAUACACAACUUCUCCAUUUUUCUUGGCAUUUUUCAAAAUUUAUGAGAAUGUUUCACAGAAUAUUGAACUUAAGGAAAAUAUUGAAAAGGAAGAAAAAUUGAGCACCAAUCCCUACAAAUCAUCUGUUUUUUUCAAUUACCUUCUGAAGCGCGUUAUGCCUUUUGCACCAUUAUGGUCUGACAUAAUGCAGUGUGGACGUUAUAGCAACUCAAAUGUGGAAAGCUGGUUCAAAUCAGUGAAACAUGAAAUUUUGUUAGAAAAAACCAAUCUGAAAUUGGGACGUUUUAUAUGUGAAAUUCAAAGGAGGAUUAAAUCAAACCUCGAGACAAUAGAACUUUCCAUAGGAAAAAAACCACACAAAAUUAAAAAAAGAACGAUAGAUGAAAAAAGCAUUAAAAACGCGAUGGAAAUCGAUAAUCCGGCUGCAGUAGAAAAAUGGAAGAAACCCAAAAAAAGGAAACAUUUUUUCACCACAGAUUAUAUGCGUAUGAAUAUUCCCGAAAAAUUAUCAAAGCCUGCUUCCAAUGAUUAUGCCAUCGAAACUAAAACUGAGGGUAACAAAUCAGAUGAAGAUAUAAAAGAUAUAAUACAUUUGUCAGAUUCUAAAGAAUCUCUUUCAUUCUGCGAAUUUGGAAAAGAACAUCCGAAUCAAAUAGAAGUAUCAAUUUCCACACAGCACGAAGUGCCAGCAAAAGAAAAAAAUGAAUUACAUACACAUAGAGAGCAACCCUCAGAUAUUGCUCUUUCAAACGGCUUACUAUUGAGUAAUGAAUACUAUAACGAAGGGUCAAGUAAAGUGUCAUUUAAAUUUGGUACAUAUUCCUACUUAGGGCAAACAAUCACUUUAACCAGUUCUGACUUUAAAACAUUAGCAUCGAAAUAUAACAAAACUCAUGUUCAAUCAGUGACUGAUCGAUGGCUUACAGAUUAUGCAAUCGACUGUACAUCUUUCAGUAUUCUCGCCGACAUCAAAAACAUUUACUAUAUCGAUACUAUUUCUUCAUCGCUAAUUCUUAAUGACAAUAUGAAAUACACAAAUCAUUCCAAAUUUUUGCCAUUGGUGAAGCCCUUGGAUGGUAUCGAUAUUAUUUUACUGCCGUACAAUGUAUUUGACUGCCACUGGAUUUUGAUAGUGCUUUACUUGAAAGAAAACAAAAUAUAUAUUUUAAAUCCAGGAGAAAUGAUGCCUUCCGAAGAAAAAAUAUUUAAAAAAAUUAAAGUUUUUUUUAUGACCAGGGAUCGACAAAAUAAAUAUGAAAAAUUGAAUGCCAGAAAAUGGAAGCUAGACCACAUUCCAUCUUACCCAAAACAAACCGACGGUUAUAAUUGUGGUGUGUUCGUCAUUUACUAUAUAAUGACGUUAUCAAUUCACCAAAACAUAGGCGAUUGUUUUUCAAUAAGCAACAACAGCCAAGAGCUAUUUGAUCCAGAGGCAUUUAGAAUCACAAUUCAGAACAUUCUUUUAAUUUGA
Ceutorhynchus assimilis (cabbage seed weevil) is the source of this 2433-nucleotide messenger RNA. The record is from the annotation of a GenBank genome assembly. Lineage: Eukaryota; Metazoa; Arthropoda; Insecta; Coleoptera; Curculionidae.